Messenger RNA from Ylistrum balloti, 1986 nucleotides. RefSeq names its product protein-glutamine gamma-glutamyltransferase K-like. The coding region runs from base 1 to 1986 and encodes 661 amino acids. The transcript has 12 exons. The record is from RefSeq and is a predicted model, not a curated record. Gene Ontology annotation, biological process: peptide cross-linking. NCBI's taxonomy places the organism in Eukaryota, Metazoa, Mollusca, Bivalvia, Pectinida, Pectinidae. Gene Ontology annotation, molecular function: protein-glutamine gamma-glutamyltransferase activity.
AUGCCCCCGCCCGACAUCACUCCACGGACUUCCCCGAAGGUCCGAUUGAACGCCCUACGAUACGGUCCAAAACGAACCACAGAAUACCCUUGGGAGAGAGAUAUGAGACUCAUGAGGAAGGGACACCCACGUCCGUUCGAGGAUCAUGCCCGCGAGACAGACCUCAAGGACAAUUUAUACGUCACAGGGAUAGAUCUGUACCUGGAUAGAACUCUACAGGAACAUCAUACAGACAAGUUUGUGUUAAAAAAGACGGAGUCGAAUGAAUCGGAACCGGACUUAAUUGUACGGCGUGGUCAACCGUUCCUGAUUUGUGUGAACCUUAAUGAAACAUUCAACAGAGGCAAGCACGAUUUACAACUGAGUUUCUCCACAGGAGGUGAUCGACCGACCCCCGGGGACGGUACAUGGGUGUUACUGGAUGUCAAAGACGAAUACGAUAAACACCGAAAAACACACGGCUGGCGAAUGUACGUCAUCAGAUCUUCCAACAAAUCGAUGGUACUGGAAGUGACCACGCCCCCUACAUGUACAGUCGGAGAAUGGAUACUAAGUAUAUUUUCUACAACAUUAGGAACCUAUGUACCUGCUAAGCGAGAGCUGAGAUAUGAAUACCCCAGUGAUUUCAUCAUCCUGUUCAACCCUUGGAAUCCCCCGGAUCAGGUGUAUAUCGACAGAGUUAUCUGCCCAGAAGAUGGGGUGAGAGGACACACCGAACCUAUUGAUGAGUAUGGCUUCAAUGACUGUGGUAUUAUUUUCAUUGGAAGAGAAGACAAGAUCAUAGCCAAACCAUGGAACUUUGGACAGUUUGACGAGGACAUCCUGAAGAUAAGCCUUCAUCUGUUGAGAAAGGCGUUCAAUUUUCAGGUUACAAGUCAGUUAUCCGACCCUAUACUGGUGUGCAGAGGUCUUACGAAGGUGAUAAAUAAUGUGGACGGAACAGGUGUGAUGACAGGAAGAUACCGAGGGACGUUUGCUGAUGGCAUCAGGCCAACGGUGUGGAUAGGCAGUCCCCGGAUACUGAGAAUGUAUAGUGAGCAAAACGGUACACCGGUCAAGUACGGGCAGCCGUGGGUGUUUUCUGGUGUCUACACAACAGUAAGCAAAACUUUUCUAUUAAUUGAUGGAAGGGAUUUCCAUGUGUGGAAUGAAGUAUGGAUGAAGAGGCCUGACCUCCCGGAAAAGCCAGAUAAUUUGAGUGGUUGGCAGGUACUUGAUCCCACUCCACAGGAACCUUCGGGACGCAGUGAAGAGUCGGAGAUUGUCAUGAGGACUGCUUUACGUAGUAUGAAAGUACAACGUCUGUCGGAGACCACUGAGGUUGCAAAACAGGACAUUGUGAUGGAGAUCCUGUCGGAUCACGCAGAGAUGGUAGGCUACGAUGUCUAUUUUACAAUCAAAUUGACCAACAUCAGUAGACAAAAUGAAGAGCUGACUAUCGGUAAUCUAGUAAUCACUGUGUCCAGCCAUGUGUACACGGGUGGGGACACCACACCCCUGAAGAAAGUUGUCUACAGCGGCCUUCACCUUAAAUAUAGACAAGUAUUAAGUUACCAGCUAAGGGUUUCACCGGCAGACUACGACCUUAGUCUGAAACCUCUAUUGAUAUUUGAAGUCGAGGCAACAGCGAACGUAAAAGAGACAGGCGGUAUUGUAGUAGCCAGUCUUGACUACAGUUUAACGCCCCCUACCGUCGGAAUACAGACACAAAGUCACUGUAAAUUAAAUGAGCCGACAGAUGUGCAUUUGACCCUUCGGAAUCCCUUCCAUGACACGUGGUUGACGUUCUGUGUGGUUUAUAUAGAAGGAAAUCUGUUCGGAACAUAUCCACCUCUACCGCAGCCGAACAUAAAACCACAUGAUCGGUGGCAGAUGACGCUCCCAGUGACAGCAAAUAAAUCAGGCACAGGAACCUUGUUCGUGUCGUUCGAUUGCAAGGAAAUACCAGGAAUAUUUGGUGUAACAAAGCUACAGGUGUAUGAAUGA